Xyrauchen texanus (razorback sucker) is the source of this 1220-nucleotide messenger RNA. RefSeq names its product melatonin receptor type 1B-B-like. Gene Ontology annotation, molecular function: melatonin receptor activity. The transcript is spliced from 2 exons. Lineage: Eukaryota; Metazoa; Chordata; Actinopteri; Cypriniformes; Catostomidae. Gene Ontology annotation, biological process: G protein-coupled receptor signaling pathway. Gene Ontology annotation, cellular component: membrane. The record is from RefSeq and is a predicted model, not a curated record. Bases 1 to 1044 code for a protein of 347 amino acids.
AUGCCAGACAACAUCGCUCUCCUGACGAACAGCACAGAAUUGGGGCACCUCGGUCGCGCGUUGGGUUCCACCACGCAUCCCGCUUGGGUGAUAGCGGUGCUGGCCAGCGUGCUGAUCUUCACCACAGUGGUGGAUGUUUUGGGUAACCUGUUAGUCAUAAUUUCGGUGUUCAGGAAUCGGAAACUGAGAAAUGCUGGCAAUGUGUUUGUGGUCAGUCUGGCUUUCGCUGACCUGGUGGUGGCUUUCUAUCCCUACCCCAUGGCUUUGUAUGCAAUCUUCCAUGAUGGCUGGUCUCUAGGAGAAACCCAGUGCAAGUUCAGUGGCUUCCUAAUGGGCCUGAGCGUAAUUGGCUCUGUUUUCAACAUUACGGGCAUCGCCAUCAACCGCUACUGCUAUAUCUGUCACAGUUUUGCCUACGGACGUAUCUACAGCUUCCGUAACACGCUACUACUAGUGGCCCUCAUCUGGGCCCUGACUGUUCUGGCCAUUCUCCCCAACUUCUUUGUGGGUUCAUUGAGUUAUGAACCAAGGGUUUACUCCUGUACCUUCACUCAGACUGCCAGCAGCUCCUACACUGUCGUGGUGGUUGUGGUCCACUUCCUGGUGCCCAUCGCUGUGGUGACCUUCUGUUACCUGAGGAUUUGGGUGCUAGUGAUACAGGUGAGGAGGAAAGUGAAGAGCGAGGAGAGAUCCAAAGUGAGGCCUAGUGACUUGCGAAACUUUGUCACCAUGUUCGUGGUGUUCGUUUUAUUUGCGAUAUGCUGGGCUCCACUGAAUCUCAUUGGUCUCGUGGUGGCCACUGACCCUGAGGUUAUGGCUCCACGUGUUCCAGAGUGGCUAUUUGUGGUAAGCUACUUUAUGGCCUAUUUUAACAGUUGCCUCAACGCCAUAAUUUAUGGACUCCUUAAUAGGAACUUUCGUAAGGAGUACAUGCGGAUUGUAACCUCGGUGUGGAUUCCUCGAAGGUUUGUGACUGAGACAUCCAAGGCAGCCACGGAUGGCAUAAGGAGCAAACACUCACCUGCCAUCAACAACAACGAGUGACUCACCUUUUCAACAAAAUCACUGUUAACUGAUACAAAAGCAACCAGGCCUCAAAUAAUCACAUUACUAGAUGUACAUUUUUGCUAAAUUAUUUUUCAUGUGCCUCAUUGUACAUAUCAAGGUGAAAUGAACACUAGAGAUGCUACAACUGCAACUUUUAUUCCCUUUCACACAUA